AUGAGCAAGCUGCGAGAGCGCUCUGGAGAAUUUGUAUAUCUGGCAAUCGCUAGAGCGCUGUCAACGGCAGCGAGCCAGAAGCAGCUACGGAAAAUCCAUUCGCGUCUGAUUACAUUAGGCCUUGAGAAGUCCGUCUUCUUUUCCGGGAAGCUGACGAGCAAAUAUGGGCAGCUGAAGGACCCGGUUUCUUCCUUUCAUGUAUUCCGAGUAGCCACGCCGGCGACCAGUGCCUAUCAAUGGAAUUCAGUUAUCAGAGCGCUCACCCAGAAUGGGUUGCCCACUGAAGCUCUCGAGCUUUACUCCCGCAUGCAAGAGCUUGAGGUCAGGCCUGAUUCUUAUACUUUCCCGUCUGUUAUCAAUGCUUGUGCGGCGUUGUUGGAUUCUGAAACGGGUAGGGUUGUCCAUGAUCGGGCAGUGGAGAUGGGUUUCGGGUCUGAUUUAUAUAUUGGAAACGCUUUGGUGGAUAUGUAUGCCAGGUUUGGCGAUCUGGCAAAGGCCCGGAAUGUGUUUGAGGAAAUGCCUCGCAGAGAUCUUGUGUCGUGGAACAGCUUGAUUUCUGGGUAUAGUGCAAAUGGGCACUGGGAGGAGGCUUUGGAGAUUUAUCGUGAUUUUAAAAUGGUGGGUUUGAAAUCAGAUUCUUUUACUGUAUCAAGUGUUCUGCCUGCCUGUGGAUGCUUGCUUGACGUUGAGGGCGAGGUGAUCCAUGGGUUCGUUGAGAAGAUGGGUAUGAAUGCUGACGUUAUAGUGAACAAUGGGCUUCUUUCUAUGUAUUUUAAGUUCGAUCAAUUGGUGGUUGCGCAAAGGAUCUUUGAUGAAAUGGUCACAAGGGAUACUGUUAGUUGGAACAUCUUGAUUUGUGGUUAUUCUGAAAUGCAGUUGUUUGAAGAGUCGGUCAAGUUCUUCGUGGAGAUGGUUCGUAUGUUCAGACCAGAUUUAUUGACAAUCACUAGCGUUCUCCGUGCAUGUGGUCAAUUAAAGGACUUGGAAUUUGCAAAAUUCGUCCAUAAUUAUAUGAUGGACAAUGGUAUCGAACGUGAUGUCACUGCUAAUAACAUACUUAUUGAUACCUAUGCAAAAUGUGGUGAUAUUUCAGCAUCAAGGGGAGUGUUUGAUGCAAUGGGAUGUAAAGAUUCUGUUUCAUGGAACUCUAUGAUCAGUGCUUACAUUCAGAAUAGCAGUUAUGGCGAAGGGAUGGAAGUCUUCAAGGCGAUGGUGAAGGAACUGAAGCCUGAUUCUGUUACUUGUAUACUGAUCUUGUCAAUAUCUGCUAAAGCAGCAGAAUUGGACCUCGGGAAGCAAGUCCACUGUGCUGUGGCUAAAUUAGGAUUUGACUUGGAUCUGGUUGUUCAGAAUGCAUUACUUGAUUUCUAUGCCAAAUGUUGGAGAAUGAAUGAUUCACUCGAGCUUUUCAGGAGCAUCAGAGAUCGGAAUGUGGUAUCCUGGAACACCAUCAUUGUAGCAUGUGGGCAAGGAGAAGACUCUAGCUUAGGAUUCAGGAUGAUAAACCAGAUGGUGAGUGACAAUAUAAUGCCAGAUCCAACGACAAUGUUAGGUGUGUUGCCAAUAUGUUCCUUGCUAGCUGCCAAACGGCAAGGCAAAGAAAUUCACGCCUCCACUUUGAAGUUAGGAUUUGAAUCAAACGUUCCAAUUGGGAACGCACUGAUUGAAAUGUACUCCAAGUGUGGUAAUCUAAAGUACGCAAUUAAAGUUUUUCAGCAUAUGAAAGCAAAAGAUGUUGUGACCUGGACGUCAUUGAUCUCAGCUUAUGGAAUGCAUGGUGAAGGGAUGAAAGCAUUGAGAGCUUUUGAUGAAAUGAAAGCAGCUAGAGUGGCUCCUGAUCGAAUUGCCUUUGUGGCCAUCCUCUAUGCAUGCAGCCAUUCAGGUUUGGUGGAUGAGGGUCUCGAUUGUUUUUACCAAAUGAAAAGGGAUUAUGGGAUUGAGCCGAGAAUUGAACAUUAUGCUUGUGUAGUUGAUCUUCUCUCUCGAUCUGGGCAGUUAUCUAAAGCUGAAAAAUUCAUCGGUUCUAUGCCUUUGAAGCCAGAUGCAAGCAUAUGGGGAGCUUUACUUAGCGCCUGCCGAGCAUGUGGAGAAACAAAGAUUGCUGAACGUGUAUCUCAGCAUAUUAUGGAACUAGAAUUGGAUGACCCUGGUUAUUAUGUUCUAGCAUCCAAUGUUUUUGCUGCUUUAGGUAAGUGGGAUCAGGUAAAAAGCAUCCGAAAAUCCAUAGUAGCUCGAGGACUGAAGAAAGAACCCGGGCGGAGUUGGAUUGAGAUGGGAAACAAAGUUUUUGCAUUUGGGUCUGCGGAGAAGUUCUCUGAACAUUACCAAGAGAUUAGGAACUUUUUAGACGAGCUUGCUGCUUUGAUGUCGAAGGAAGGUUAUGCUGCUAAUGUACAAUAUGCUUUGCAUGACAUUGAGGAGGAUGAAAAGAGAGACUGGCUUUGUGGGCACAGUGAGAGGCUUGCUAUAGCUUUUGGAUUGUUGAAGACAGAUCCAGGGACCCCCUUACAAGUAAUGAAGAACCUUCGUGUUUGUAGGGAUUGUCACACUUGGACCAAGUUCACGUCGAAGCUUAUGAAGAGAGAAAUAUUAGUUAGAGAUGCUAAUCGAUUUCAUUUGUUCCGAGAUGGGUCGUGUAGUUGUGGAGACUAUUGGUAG
This is a messenger RNA of Linum tenue, 2658 nucleotides long. The record is from the annotation of a GenBank genome assembly. Lineage: Eukaryota; Viridiplantae; Streptophyta; Magnoliopsida; Malpighiales; Linaceae.